GGCGCAAAGCUGCGACGAGUGCAACUCGUAUGAACCUAGCUGGACCCUUUCUGAGUAGCACUACUAUCUCUUACCCAAACUCAUGCAUGCUUCAUUAUGCCUGCUCGCUUUUCAUCACUACCACGUUUCACUGUCUAGCUGUACCGUCACACCUUACAGGCACGUUACCAGAUGCUGCAUAUCGGGCCUGGCACCGUUGUGCAUCAUCUACCACCCGUGGGUCAGUUCAUGCCUCUUCCAUUCAUCGUCAAGCCAUUAGAGCGCGAUCGCGAAUAAAAGCGCCUACUGUCGGAGUCUCUUCCAUAAACCCAAACUCACUGCUGGAAUAUGACAUGAAAUGGGAAGACCCUGGUCGUUCAUAUAUAUCCUACGAACAUCAUUUCUCAUCCUGCCUCCCUCUUACGUGGGUCCCACCCGACACGCUAAAAACUGUACAACAACGUUUCUUGUUUGCUCAGGCAUCACCUCUUUCAUUUUAUCAAAAUCUUCUCGUGAUAUCUUCGUGUCAACAGUCACCCCUUUCCGCUGCAAUCAAAUACCACUCCUUCCCGCCGUGCACAUCCUCGGCCCUUCGCUCCACACGUUCUUAUAAUCUCCUCAUCAGACUAGCACUACGGCAUGCAUCUCUCGGUACUGCGUGGCAGCUUUUCAGUACGAUGCGUGCAGAAGGCGUCCAAGGGAACCUAGAAACCUGGAAAUUGAGUGUCAGGUGGCUGGUGAGAACAGGACAGUGGGAAGAGGCCUGGCAUCGUGUAAAUAGGAUCGUCGCGAGCCAAACCUGGGCUGUGAGCUCAUACAAAGCCUACAAUCAACGCCUACUACUUCCGAUAUGGCUAGAGUUCUUUGGCACUCCAAAAAGAGGCUCCACACGUCAGUGCACCAAGGCACAUGGGCAUGCUAAUAUCCCUUCAAGAUCCGCUUUCUCAGUGCUACGAAAUUGCGCGAACACGAUUUCUCUGGAACGUGACUUUGCACGUUAUCGUAUGCUCGUGAACCAUCUCCCAGCCACCCAGUUGUGGGCAAGAGCAGUUUACUCGGUUGUCAGCGCGAUGCUACGCUU
Messenger RNA from Serpula lacrymans var. lacrymans S7.9, 1060 nucleotides. RefSeq lists its product as uncharacterized. Lineage: Eukaryota; Fungi; Basidiomycota; Agaricomycetes; Boletales; Serpulaceae. Gene Ontology annotation, molecular function: protein binding. The annotation marks the transcript as partial. The record is from RefSeq and is a predicted model, not a curated record. The transcript has 2 exons.